This is a messenger RNA of Drosophila santomea, 4247 nucleotides long. RefSeq lists its product as uncharacterized. The transcript has 8 exons. Gene Ontology annotation, molecular function: chitin binding. The record is from RefSeq and is a predicted model, not a curated record. Lineage: Eukaryota; Metazoa; Arthropoda; Insecta; Diptera; Drosophilidae. Gene Ontology annotation, cellular component: extracellular region. Bases 49 to 4065 code for a protein of 1338 amino acids. Gene Ontology annotation, biological process: chitin catabolic process; carbohydrate metabolic process.
AGUUGCUAGUUAUCAGCCAUAAAGUCAGGACGUGGUCUCUGCCAAAAGAUGAGAUUCCAGUUGUGUUAUUUACUGGGCUUGCUCAGUGUGACAAGCCUGAGCCAUGCUGCCAGCAAUCUGAUUUGCUAUUAUGACUCAACCUCGUACUUGCGCCAAGGUUUGGCCAAAAUGCAUACCCACGAACUGGAUUUGGCCCUGCAGUUCUGCACCCAUUUGGUUUACGGAUAUGCGGGCCUGAAGGCCGGAACCCUGGAGCUAUUCAGUCUGAAUGUGGACCUGGACAUGUUCUACUACAAGGAAAUCACCGCCCUGCGACAGAAGUUUCCCCAACUGAAAAUUCUCCUCAGCGUGGGCGGAGAUCGCGAUGUGGAUGAGGCCCACCCCAAUAAAUAUGUGGAGCUUCUGGAGGCGAAUCGCACUUUUCAGCAGAACUUUAUAGACAGCAGCAUGAUUUUGGUAAAGAGAAAUGGAUUCGAUGGACUCGAUCUCGCAUUCCAGUUGCCCCGCAACAAGCCCAGAAAAGUCCACGGAUCCUUGGGAACUUACUGGAAGUCAUUCAAGAAGCUCUUCACUGGUGACUUUGUUGUGGAUCCUCUGGCGGAACAGCACAAGUCACAGUUUACCGAUCUGGUGGGAAACCUAAAGAAUGCAUUUCGUUCUGCCAAUCUCAUGCUGUCUCUGACAGUCCUGCCCAAUGUGAACUCCACUUGGUACUUUGAUGUCCCCAAACUGCAUCCCCAGUUCGAAUAUAUCAACCUGGCUGCCUUCGACUUUCUCACCCCAGUAAGAAAUCCGGAGGAGGCGGACUUCACAGCUCCGAUUUUCUUCCAGGACGAGCAGAAUCGCUUGCCGCACUUGAAUGUGGAGUUUCAGGUUAAUUACUGGCUGCAGAAUAAUUGUCCCGGCCAGAAGUUGAACCUGGGAAUAGCCAGUUAUGGGAGGGCUUGGAAACUAUCGAAGGGAUCCGGACUCAGUGGAGCUCCCAUUGUUCAAGAGACAUGUGGAGCUGCACCCGGCGGAAUGCAAAUCCAGAGUGCUGACGGCUUACUCAGUUGGCCGGAGAUUUGCUCCAAGUUGUCGCAGAACGCAUCCGCUCAAUAUAGAGGAGAAAUGGCUCCGCUCCGCAAGGUCACAGAUCUCACACAGAAAUACGGAAACUACGCCCUCCGACCUGCGGAUGAUAAUGGAGAUUUUGGCGUUUGGCUGAGCUUCGAUGAUCCGGAUUUUGCUGGAAUCAAGGCGGCAUAUGCCAAGGGCAAAGGACUCGGAGGAGUUGCCAUUUUCGAUUUAAGUUACGAUGACUUCCGUGGACUUUGCACUGGUCAAAAGUUCCCCAUUGUGCGAUCAAUAAAAUAUUUUAUGGGAAGAUAUAUUCCUCGCACCAUGAAGGCGUGGAUCUGGCUUACGUUUGUCGCGUGCCUCUUUGCGGCAAGUACCGAAGCUGCCUCCAAUUUAGUCUGCUACUAUGACUCUUCGAGUUACACCAGAGAAGGUCUGGGCAAGCUGCUCAAUCCCGAUCUGGAGAUCGCCUUGCAAUUCUGCAGCCACUUGGUCUACGGAUACGCUGGACUACGAGGUGAAAACCUCCAGGCGUACAGUUUGAACGAGAACCUGGAUAUAUACAAGCAUCAGUUCUCCGAAGUGACCUCCCUCAAGAGGAAGUAUCCCCACCUGAAGGUUUUGCUGAGCGUGGGCGGCGAUCAUGACGUCGACCCUGAGCAUCCCAACAAAUAUAUCGAUCUGCUGGAGGGCGAGAAGGUUCGUCAAGUGGGAUUCAUCCGAUCGGCCUAUGACUUGGUGAAGACCUACGGCUUUGAUGGCUUGGAUCUGGCCUAUCAGUUCCCCAAGAAUAAGCCCAAAAAGGUUCACGGGGAUCUGGGAUUGGCAUGGAAGAGUAUUAAGAAGCUCUUCACAGGCGAUUUUAUAGUGGAUCCACACUCAGCCCUUCAUAAGGAGCAGUUUACCGCCUUGGUGAGGGAUGUAAAGGACUCCCUAAGAGCUGAUGGAUUCCUGCUCAGUCUGACUGUGCUGCCCAAUGUAAACUCAACUUGGUACUUUGAUAUUCCCGCUCUGAAUGGCUUGGUGGACUUUGUGAACCUGGCCACCAUCGACUUCCUGACUCCAGCUCGUAAUCCCGAGGAGGCGGACUACAGCGCUCCCAUCUACCAUCCCGAUGGAUCGAAGGAUCGGUUGGCUCACCUUAACGCUGAUUUCCAGGUGGAGUACUGGCUAUCUCAGGGAUUCCCAGCUAAUAAGAUCAAUUUGGGAGUUGCCACCUAUGGCAAUGCCUGGAAACUUACCACGGACUCUGGUCUCGAAGGAGUUCCUGUGGUGCCGGAGACAAAGGGACCAGCACCCGAGGGCUCCCAGUCCCAGAAACCCGGACUACUCAGCUAUGCUGAGAUCUGCGGAAAGUUGUCCAAUCCCCAAAAUCAAUUCCUCAAGGGCAACGACUCGCCGCUGCGAAGAAUUUCCGAUCCCACCAAGAGAUUCGGGGGCAUAGCUUAUCGCCCCGUCGAUGGUCAGAUAACCGAUGGCAUUUGGGUGAGCUACGAUGAUCCCGACUCGGCCUCCAACAAGGCAGCCUACGCCCGCGUCAAGAACCUGGGGGGCGUGGCACUGUUCGAUCUGAGCUACGAUGAUUUCCGGGGACAAUGCUCAGGCGAUAAGUAUCCCAUCCUGCGAGCCAUCAAAUACCGACUACUGCGUAGAGCUCUCCGGGUGUAUCUCUGUACAAAGAUGACUGGCUCUCUGUGGCUCAGUUUGGCACUCAGUCUGGCGGUUUUGGCUCAAUUUAAAGUGAGUGCCGCUCCUAAUCUGGUUUGCUUCUAUGACUCGCAGGGCUUCCAGCGUCAGGGCCUGGCUCAGUUCUCGAUGACCGACAUGGAGCUGGCCCUGCAGUUUUGCACCCAUUUGGUCUACGGCUAUGCGGGUGUUAAUGCCGAUAACUAUGAAAUGCAGAGCAUUAACAAGCGAUUGGACCUCGAGCAGCGCCAUCUGGCCCAGGUCUCCAGUUUGAAGGAACGCUAUCCCCACAUCAAGUUCCUCUUGAGCGUUGGUGGAGAUGCCGAUACGAAUGAGGGUAACCAGUAUAUAAAGCUCCUGGAAUCCGGGCAGCAGGGCCACAGGCGUUUCAUCGAGUCCGCUCGGGAUUUGGUGAGGCGUUAUAAUUUCGAUGGUCUGGACCUGGCUCUCCAACUGCCAAGAAAUAAGCCCCGAAAGGUUCACGGGGAUGUGGGCUCUGCCUGGAAGAGUUUCAAGAAGUUCUUCACCGGUGAUUAUAUUGUGGAUACUGAUUCGGAAACGCACAAAGGACAGGUGACUGCUCUGAUCAAGGAUUUGAGUGCCGCUCUGAAACAAAAUGAUCUGCUGCUCAGUCUCACCGUUUUGCCAAAUGUUAACUCAAGCUGGUACUACGAUGCCCCUUCGAUCGCUCCAAGCCUGGACUUCAUCAACCUGGGAACUUUCGACUUCCUGACUCCGCAGCGCAAUCCUGAGGAGGCGGACUUCUCGGCGCCAACAUACGAGGCAGUUGGCCAAAACCGUUUGGGCCACUACAAUCUGAACUUCCAAAUGGAGCACUGGCUACUGCAAAGAGUGCCUGCUAAUAAGAUAAACAUUGGCAUUGCCACCUACGGCAGGACGUGGAAGAUGACCAAGGACUCGGGAGACUCUGGAAUGCCAGUGGUUCCCUCUACCCAGGGACCUGCUCCCGCCGGACCUCAGAGCAAAAAGGAGGGUCUGCUCAACUGGGCCGAGAUCUGCUCGCUGAUGCCGAACCCCGGUAAUACCAAUGCCAGAGGUCCCAGUGCUCCAGUGAAACGGGUUCUGGAUCCCACAAAACGUUAUGGCAGCUACGCAUUCCGUGCCGCCGAUGAAAAUGGAGACCACGGACUUUGGAUCAGCUACGAUGAUCCGGACUCCGCAUCCAGCAAGGCCAUGUUCGCCAGGGUAAGGAAUCUCGGAGGAGUGGCUCUCUUUGAUCUGACCCAAGACGACUUCCGUGGUCAGUGCACCAACGAUCGCUUCCCCAUGCUGCGCGCCAUCAAGUACCGACUUCUCUAAGCCGCCUUCUCUAAGCCGACUUCUCUAGACCAGGCCAUAAAGACAUCUCCAGCACGCAAAUGUCAGAUGAAAAGUUGGGGAAGCGGAGCUGGGAGGGAACAAAUGUCACCCUUUCGGUGGCUAAAGGCCUCCUUCUGUGUCUGUCCCUUUUUGCAAAUUAAUUACAAAGUUGUAAACUAAAA